CGAAGAUGACAAAAUUUUGAUCUAAAUUAUUCGUUUCAAUCUCGAAGCUGUAUCGACGCUCUUUAUUAUGAUGUAGAACAUAAACCAUUGAACUGAUUCGGAAGGUGGGAAUUGAUAAGAAGCAAGAAGCAAGUGGAAGUACAAGUGUCUGCAAAUAUGGUGCAAAACAUCUUCGAGACGAUGAAAUAACUUCUCAGAGUCCAAUGCAGUCUCCAUCAUUAGCAAUUGUGAAGUUUUUGGUUAAAUAUUGUGGUGCUGACUUAAGUUGUAAAGAUGAGUUGGGCAAAACUGCUUUACAUCAUGCUGUUGAUGUUGGUGAAAUAGACAUUGUCAAAUAUUUUGUUGAACAAUGUGGCGCUGAUGUAAAUGACAAGGAUAAAUUAGGGUGGACAGCGCUCAACUAUGCUGUUUCUAAAGGUACGCUAGAAAUGGUCAAAUGUCUUGUUGAAAACGGCGCUGAUGUAAAUUAUAAGAGUACAUACGGAUGGACAGUGCUUCACGAUGCUGUUACUAAAGGUACACUAGAAAUGGUAAAAUAUCUUGUUGAAAACGGCGCUGAUGUAAACAGGAAGAAAAUUAACGGGGAGACAGUGCUGUACGCUGCUGUUAGUGAAAAUAGACUAGAAAUGGUCAAAUAUUUUGUUGAAAAGGGUGCUGAUGUAAAUGGCAAAGAUAUUUACGGAAAGACAGUGCUGCACUCUGCUGUAAGUGAAAGUAGACUAGAAAUGGUCAAAUAUCUUGUCGAAAAAGGCGCUGAUGUAAAUGGCAAAGAUAUUUACAGAGAGACAGUGCUGCACUCUGCUGUAACUCAAGGUUCGCUAGAAAUGGUAAAAUAUCUCGUUGAAAACAGGGCUGAUGUAAAUAGUGGAAAAAGUAACCGGUGGACAGUGCUGCACUCUGCCGUUACGGAAGGUACCCUAGAAAUGGUGAAAUAUCUUAUUGAAAACGGCGCUGAUGUAAAUGGUAAGAUGACUAACGGGUGGACAGUGCUGCACGCUGCCGUUACUAGAGGUAAGCUGGAAAUAGUAAAAUACCUUGUUGAAAAACGCGCCGAUCAUGGCGCUGAUGUAAAUCGCCAGAAAACAAAGGGGUUGACAGUGCUGCACAAAGCUGUUACUGGAAGAAGCCUAGAAAUAGUUAAAUAUCUUGUUAAAAAUGGCGCUAAUGUAAAUUGUACGGAUACUCGUGGAUGGACAGUGCUGCACACUGCUGUUACCAAAGGUACACAAGAAAAAGUGAAAUAUCUUGUUGAACAUGGCGCUGAUGUAAAUGGAAAGAAUGCUGACGGAUGGACAGUGCUGCGCUAUGCUGUUAUUAAAGGUAAGCUAGAAAUGGUAAAAUAUCUUGUUCAAAAUGGAGCUGAUGUAAAUGGAAAAGAUACUGACGGAUCGACAGUGCUGCACACUGCUGUUACUGAAGGUAGGCUAGAAAUAGUAAAAUGUCUUGUUGAACAAGGCGCUGACAUAACUGUUAAAAGUAAAAUCAGCGUUCAUACUCUUGGCAUUAACAUCCUGAACAUAGCUGUUGAGAAAAAUUCAGUUGCUUUGGUCAAUCUUCUGUUGGAAAAGAACAUCGCUGUGUGGAGAGCUGGAACAUUUCUUGUUGAAGGAAGACAAAUGAGUCUUCUUGAAUGGAGUAUUCACCUUGGUCAUGAUGAAAUUACAACUAUCCUCAAAAGAUCCAUAAAUCAUCGUGAGAAGAUUCAGAUGUUGAAAACAAUGAAUUGCAACCAGUUAGCAGAGACUGAAACACCGAUGCAGGCUUUUGUCGCAGACAAUAAAUUCAAAAUUGGUGCUGGUGGUUUUUCUUGUGUCUAUGUUGGUCUCAUGAAGGAUGGAAAUGAAGUUGCUGUUAAGAGAAUUUUGGUGCAAAGUGAGGAUGAAACAGUUGAAAACGAAAAGGAAAUCAUGAGUCUUAUUGAAAAAAACUCUCCAUUUAUAGUGAAAUAUCGACAUUUUCACCGUGACAAUACCUUCAUGUAUCUUAUUGUUGAUCUUUGCGAAGAAACCUUGAGGGAACUUGUUCAUGCAUGUAGUAUUGAACAUUUACAAAGGCAAAGUCCACGAAUGAUUAGGGAAAUUCUAUCAGGACUUGAAUUUCUUCAUGGUAAAGGAAUAUUGCACAGAGAUCUAAAACCAUCAAACGUCCUGGUUGAUAUCGAAGGCCGCAUGAAAUUGGCAGAUUUUGGGAUAAGCCGCGUUCUAAAAGACGAUGAAACGACAGUUGAAACAGAUGCUAAAGGUACUCGUGGAUGGAUGCCACCGGAAGUAAUUAAGGCAAUAGUUAAAAAAGAAAAAGGUCGUUUUAAAAAGAAAUCAGAUGUCCAUGUCGCGGGUAUGAUUGCUUUUUACGUGUUAAGCAAAGGUGAGCAUCCUUUUGGAUCUGCAUUAGAUCGAAUGAAAAACAUUUUAGAGGAUAAUCCUGUCAAUUUGGAGAAACUUGGUGACCGCGAAGCUCGUAGGUUUGUGUCGUGGCUGAUUAAUCACAAGAUUGAUGAUAGACCUUACGCUCACGAAGGACUGAGGGAUCCUUUACUUAUUAUCAAUCACCACAAGAAACACAGCGGGCAAUACCACCGCAAACUACGAAGUUUGUUUGACCCGAUUAAUCUUUGAAGGGAAAAGUUGGAACAACAAAAAUGGAGUGCGACAGAACCAAUAGUAUGUAGUGACAUUAUAGAGAUUUGUAUUUCGUAGAACGUCGGUAGCAACUUUGAUUGUAGCAUCAUUUACAGUUUCGGAAGUCGCCGUGUAUUCGCGACACUUUCUCAUCCUUUCGUCAAAAUCGAUAACAUGUUGAAUAUUGUUUAAGGUAUUUUAAAAAUUUGCGAGGUUGUUUUAUCCAGGUGAUUCUCAAUCCAAUGUCAAUCAGCGUGACAAUAGUUUAGCAGAAUGCGCUGUAGUUCUCAUCCAUAAAUUGAAUUUAGCUCCCGUUGCGCAUUCUAAAUUUUUUACACUUAAAAUAUUCUUGUUAUAAAGACCUUUUUACACAACGUGUUGUUGG
Molecule: messenger RNA, 3003 nt
Organism: Dendronephthya gigantea
Lineage: Eukaryota; Metazoa; Cnidaria; Anthozoa; Malacalcyonacea; Nephtheidae
Product: putative ankyrin repeat protein RF_0381
Exons: 4
Coding region: 204-2615 (803 amino acids)
Biological process (GO): protein phosphorylation; RNA processing
Molecular function (GO): RNA nuclease activity; protein kinase activity; protein binding
Source: RefSeq, a predicted model, not a curated record